Penicillium diatomitis is the source of this 870-nucleotide messenger RNA. Its product is annotated as fumarylacetoacetate hydrolase family protein. The record is from RefSeq and is a predicted model, not a curated record. Bases 1 to 870 code for a protein of 289 amino acids. Lineage: Eukaryota; Fungi; Ascomycota; Eurotiomycetes; Eurotiales; Aspergillaceae. The transcript is spliced from 3 exons. Gene Ontology annotation, molecular function: catalytic activity.
AUGGCCUCGUUCACGCGUCUCAUCCGAUUCCUUGCCAAAGACGGGCACGUCUACUACGGCGAUGCCCUCCUCCCCAACGGCAUCACCGACCUAGCCAAAGCCGCGCAAGCCCGCGUCAUCCACGGCGACCUCUUCGGCCAACACCGAGUGACCGAUCAAGUCGCCGACGUGCGCAUGCUGCUCUCUCCGCUCGCGCGCAAGGACAUCGGCACCGUGCGCUGCCUCGGCCUCAACUAUGAACAACACGCCAAGGAGUCCAACCUGCCCAUCCCCAAAUACCCCGUGCUCUUCUACAAGCCCGUCACAGCCAUCGCAGGUCCCCAGGACGAUAUCCCCGUGGCGCCAAUCGCCCAGGAAGGCGAGGGACUCGACUACGAAUGCGAGCUGGUCAUUGUAAUGGGUAAAGAGGCGCGGAAUGUGCCGGAGAGCUCGGCGCUCGAUUAUGUGCUGGGCUAUGCGGUGGGCAAUGACGUUUCGCAUCGGGACUGGCAGAUCAAGCGGGGAGGAGGGCAAUGGGGGUUGGGGAAGGGGUUUGAUGGGUGGGCGCCGUUUGGGCCGGGAAUUGUGUCGGCCAAGUCGAUUCGGGAUCCGAAUGCGUUGCAUAUCGGGACCAAGCUGAAUGGCAAGGUGGUGCAGUCUUCUUCGACCAAGGACAUGAUUUUCAAUGUGGCCAAGACGAUUGCGUUUUUGUCGCAGGGCACUACGCUGCUUCCCGGAGAUCUGAUCUUUACUGGAACGCCAGAAGGUGUGGGCAUGGGCCGAAAGCCUGCCCUGUGGCUCAAAGAUGGCGAUCAAGUCGAUAUCUCCUUGGAGGGCGUGGGAACAAUCAGCAACCGUGUGGUCUUUGACAAGGCCACAUCCAAGCUCUAA